Pistacia vera is the source of this 997-nucleotide messenger RNA. RefSeq names its product LOB domain-containing protein 18. The record is from RefSeq and is a predicted model, not a curated record. Gene Ontology annotation, cellular component: nucleus. The transcript is spliced from 2 exons. The coding region runs from base 76 to 816 and encodes 246 amino acids. Gene Ontology annotation, biological process: hormone-mediated signaling pathway; positive regulation of DNA-templated transcription. Lineage: Eukaryota; Viridiplantae; Streptophyta; Magnoliopsida; Sapindales; Anacardiaceae.
CCUCAAACCCUAAUCAUGUGUGAUAAUUAUUUAUAAAGAAAGAAGACACAAAAUUUGAGAAUAAUAACUCUAAUCAUGAGUUCAAACCCUUGCAGCAGUGGCAGUGUUGGCGGUGGCGGUGGCAGUAGCAGCAGUAGUUGUGGAGGUGGUGGUGGUAGUGGUAGUGGACCAUGUGGCGCGUGCAAGUUUUUGAGGAGAAAAUGUGUGCCAGGGUGUAUAUUUGCACCUUAUUUCGAUUCGGAACAAGGUGCAGCUCAUUUUGCUGCUGUCCACAAGGUUUUUGGGGCAAGUAACGUUUCAAAGCUUCUUCUGCAUAUUCCCGUUCACAAACGGCUUGAUGCGGUGGUUACGAUAUGCUAUGAGGCUCAAGCUCGCCUCAGAGAUCCUGUUUAUGGCUGUGUUGCGCACAUCUUUGCCCUUCAGCAACAGGUGGUGAAUUUACAAGCUGAACUCUCUUACUUACAAGCCCAUUUAGCAACUCUGGAGCUUCCAUCGCCGCCGCCACCACCUCCUCCUCCGCCACAAACUCUAAUGACACCACCUCCUCUUUCGAUAUCUGAUCUCCCAUCAGCCUCCUCCAUGCCUGCCACAUAUGAUUUAUCGUCACUUUUUGAUCCAAUGGUGCAACCUUCAUGGGCCAUGCAGCAGCGCCAAAUGGAUCCACGUCAGUUUGGAGGCCCUUGUUCUUCGCCAACCGGUGGGGGUGGUGGUGAUCUUCAAGCUUUAGCACGAGAACUCUUGCAUAGACAAGGGUCUCCACCACUUGGAUCCGUCCCAUGCACUGAUGUCUCAUCUUCACCAUCUCUUUCCAAAUGAUGAUCACCGUGUCUGACCUUAUUAACAAGUACUAUUUGCAUCGGAAUUUAUGUUGAUCAAAAUACUAGCAUUAGCAAGAAGAAAGCUAUAAUUUCAUGUUAUUUCACUCAUCGUGAGCAAGUUCUCUUGAUAACUGAUCUUUAUAUUUUUGGUAUUAUUUUUGUUCUUUACUCAAACAUUA